This is a messenger RNA of Colletotrichum lupini, 1722 nucleotides long. RefSeq lists its product as uncharacterized. The record is from RefSeq and is a predicted model, not a curated record. NCBI's taxonomy places the organism in Eukaryota, Fungi, Ascomycota, Sordariomycetes, Glomerellales, Glomerellaceae. The transcript has a single exon. Gene Ontology annotation, molecular function: NADP binding; N,N-dimethylaniline monooxygenase activity; flavin adenine dinucleotide binding. The coding region runs from base 1 to 1722 and encodes 573 amino acids.
AUGGCUCAGCCUAUCGAGGUCGAUGCCCUCGUCGUGGGGGCAGGAUUCGGCGGUAUCUACGCAACAUACAGCCUAACCCGCAUGCAACCGCGCAUGAAAGUCCAAACUAUCGAUAUGGCCAGCGACGUUGGAGGCACAUGGUACUGGAAUAGAUAUCCCGGUGCCAUGAGCGACACAGAGAGCUACCUGUAUCGUUACUCCUGGGACAAGGACGACCUGCAAACGUAUCCCUGGUCGCACCAUUACGUCUACCAGCCCGAGAUCCUGAAAUAUCUAGAACAUGUUGUGGCGAAGCACGACUUGCGAAAGUACAUGUCGUUCAACUGUCAGAUGCAGUCGGCGACGUGGGACGACAGUCUACAUCGCUGGCGGAUCGAGUGUUCCACGAUAGGGACCAGCUCCGAGAGAAUCGUGUAUCAUGCUCGAUACCUCAUCAACUCGCUUGGCGUACUUUCCAAGGCGAAUUAUCCAGACAUCCCCGGCUUGAAAGAUUACCAGGGCAUCACGUGCCACACUGCAAAGUGGGAUGAUACCAUCGACCUAAAGGGAAAGAGAGUCGGCAUAAUCGGGAGCGGUUCCACCGGCGUGCAAGUCAUGACGGCAAUCGCACCUCUCGUGGGUCAACUCACUCUCUUCCAACGACGAGCACAAUACUCGGUACCCAGUGGCCAGGGGCCAGUCGACCCCAGCUAUCGACAGAAGAUCAACGCAAACUACGACACGAUCUGGGACAACGUCUGGUCCUCGAGAAUGGGAUUCGGGGUCCCAGAAGUAACCCGCAAAGCGACCGACGCGACGCCCGAAGAGAGAAAGCAGGCCUUUGAGGAAGUCUGGUCCCAAGGAAACGGGUUCCGCUUCAUGUUCAGCGCCUUUGGCGACAUCGUCACCAGCGAAGAAGCUAACGAGGCCGCCUGUGACUUCAUACGCGGCGAAAUCGACGAGAUUGUCAAAGACCCUCGUAAAGCGCAGAUUUUGAAACCUCGGGAGGCGUAUGCGAGACGACCGCUCUGCGAUUUUGGAUAUUACCAAAUCUUCAACCGCGAUAACGUUGACGUGGUGGACCUCCAGGCGAACGGCAUCAGACGUCUGGUUCCUCAAGGGGUUGAGUUGGCCGACGGGACCGUUCAUGAGGUUGAUGUGCUCAUUUUCGCCACGGGAUUCGAGGCAGUCGACGGCAGCUACACGAGGAUCCAUGUGACGGGUCGAAAUGGCACGUUAAAAGACCAUUGGGGUGAUGGAGCUACGACCUUCGGCGCCGUUGCUUGCGCUGGCUUCCCCAACAUGUUUCUCAUUUCUGGGCCUCAGAGCCCUUUCGCCAAUUUCCCUCCCAUCGUGGAGUUAGAGGUCAACUUCAUCAUGUCGAUUAUACAGUACGCCGAAGGCUCGCCUUCAGAAACAGAGCCAAAAGAAGGCGAGGGGGUUGAUAGCUUGGGCAAAGAAGCAGUCCAUACACGUAGCCAAAGGAGGCGGAUGAUCAUGGAGGCCAAGGGGCAAGCCGAAUCAGACUGGGUAGAGCUGUGUGAUAGCAUGCUGAAGGGGUCUCUAUUCGCCAAGACUCCCAGUUGGAUUUUGAGCCAGAACAUUCCCGGGAAGAAGACCAACACUAACUUCUUCUUUGGUGGGCUGCGACCGUAUCUAAAGUUUGUUGAUGAAGAGGUCUCUGCAGGGUUUCCAGGGUUUCAACAAUCAGUGGCGCAAGAGGAUGUCGUUGCCCACUUGUGA